Messenger RNA from Cicer arietinum (chickpea), 1063 nucleotides. RefSeq lists its product as uncharacterized. The record is from RefSeq and is a predicted model, not a curated record. NCBI's taxonomy places the organism in Eukaryota, Viridiplantae, Streptophyta, Magnoliopsida, Fabales, Fabaceae.
AGUUAAAAAAAGUUGGCACUAAACCACUACUAUCACAGAAACAAACUAUUAUAAGAUCAACUAAACUCAAAGCACAUACAAAGAAAUGAAAAAUGAAUGAAAAACAAAGGAAGAAACAUAUUAGAGAGCCACCUUCAAUUCCUUUCAUUUGGGAAGCAAAACCAGGAAUUCCCAAGAAAGAUUGGAAGCCAGUAGCGUCAUCACUUUCCCAGUCAUUACCUAAAACUCCACUCAAACAAAUUGCCUCAGUUCCAUUUGUUUGGGAAGAAAAGCCUGGAAAACCACUUCAUAACUUCUCACAUGUUUCAGUGAAUGAGAGUGAAAGCAUAACUAGCUUGGACCUUGAAUCAUUUAGCUUUGAAAAUGAUGAAUCCGUUAGCUUAGUUCCUUCUUUGCUUGCAAACUGUCUUGUAUCAUCAACUAAAGUUUCUAGUGCCAUUCCAUUGCAGCAAAAUUCAUUGUAUGUUUCAUCUUCUCCAGCUUCAUCAGAGACAGAUUGUAGCAUAAGUAGCUAUGAAACUGGUAUGUCAAGUUUAACUGGUUCUGCAUUCUUGGAAUGUCUCUUUCCUUUGUUUCCACCAAAAUCUGGCUUCCUUGAAAGGAAUAAUACUGGUCACACAGAAAAGGAUAUAAAAAUCGAAGAUUUUGAGCAUGAAGAUUAUACGUGUGUUAUAUCAAGGAAGCCACCAACACUUGGAGAGCUAAUUAUGAUGAGCAGAAGAAGAAGCUGUAGAAACAAAGCAUCUCUAAUGAACAAAUGGGAUCCACCAAAGAAAACAACAAGAAAGCAAGCUAUUGGAUGCUUCACGUUUGUAACCAGCAGAAUUACGAUUGAAGGACUGCUGAAGAGAAAGUACUAUCCUAGGCUGAAACUAAUAUAGGCAGCAAAAAUCAAGCACCAAGACCCGCUGCCAAUUCGCCAUUAAGAACUUUGUUUGAGAGUGAGGAAUGUUGAUUGUAUUAAAAUUUACCAAUGUAGUAAAAUAUUUUCUUUAAAACAGCUCAUAGAUGUAUACAUUCCUUCCCAAUAUGAAAACAUGAAGCUGGACAAGUGUUUCUUUCA